AUGGCUACUAUCGAAAAAAGUAACAAAAGCGGCGAACAUGAAACAGAGGCCGUUUACAAAAAUGAAAGAAAAGGAAAGACCAACAAAAUAGAGCCGUUUCAUGUGAAUGAAGAAAAAAAAGAAGUCGAAAUUGGAAGUUUCAACAAUGUAGAAAAUAAUGCAGACAUUUUUGGCAUAAGUGUAAGCAAAAAUGAUAUGGACAUGAACAAUAAUAAUUUCCGUAACCCUGUCGUGAAGACGAAUGCGGACACGGAAAAGGAGGAUAGGAAAAGCGGUCUGAUGGAAAAUAAAAGCAGCUGGGAAACGGAGGAGGAAAAUUUGCUGAAUGAUGAAGCGAAUUUGUCAGAUGAAGGGGAAGAAGUAGAGGAAGAAAAUGUGGAUGAGAAAGACCUCAUACUUCAGCGAUAUAAACAUGGCACCAACAUAUUUGUCAACCUGGACGAUGCAAAAAAAAGGUGCGUAAUGGUUGACUUUUACUCGGAAUGUUUAAAUAAAUAUAAAAAUGAAUGUAGCUUUGUGUAUUACCAAAACUAUAACAGUAAUAGUAACGUAAUAAUUAACGAAAAUGUUGACAUGAUGGGACAUGUGCACAGCACACAUUUUUCAUGUGAAAAUAUGGAGAGCAUGGGCAAUAUGCCCAUUUCGAGUGACAAAUCGGCAAUGGUGAAAGGGAAAAAUGCGCCAAAAAAUUCAAGCAGUAUAGGAAUCGGGGUAGGUACAUCCGUUAUGCCUGGUGAAGAUUUUAAAAAUUUUAAUCUCCAAAAAAAGAAGCAAGAGUCGUUAGACCCUUUGUUAAAGUGCAUAAACUCCUUGUCGGAUAGGAUAAACCUUCAGCAUUUAGUGGGAGACCCAACAACGUAUUUCAAAGUUGGAGGGGGGGAUAUGUUCUACGACAUUAACGAUCCAUUUUUGGAUGACGAAGAAAUGUAUAAAGAAUUGAACAAAACGAAAAAUGAAAUAAUUCUCACGAGACAGAUAGAAGAUGAGUAUAGCGUGUGGAGUGCGGACAUGUCAGACGAUUAUGUGGACAUAAACCCGGACUCCUUCAUCUCGUUUUACAGCUCCAAGUGUAAGUACGUCUAUUCUAGCGAUGAAGAAGGGGAAGAGAAUAACACUAAAGUGUGCACGAGCGAGGUGAAGAAGGGAAAGGAAAAAAGGGGCGAUGCGGAUAGAACAAGCAUAGCAGAUGGGAUGCACAGCUACACAAGUGGCAAUGACAAUGUGAACGACGCGGGUUUCUGCAAACGCGGUGAUGAGUACAAGGGGAACGCUUCAUACAGCUCCUCCUGCUCCAAUUCUUCUGAUGAAAGUGUCAUAGAGUUAAACCAGUCCCACAUGGACAUAAUAAAUUAUGAGCAAAAUGUAAACGAUUUUAUUAUAUAUUCAAGUGAAGAAGAAAUCGAAGCAUCUUCGUCUGAAGACGAAAAUGACGAAGACGCAGAAGAGUCAGAGGCGUCUGAUGAGGAUAUCAUAUUCAACCCCUUUGCUUGGAAAAAAUUCGAAAGGCACAUUCCCCCAGAAUUUGUCAACUCUUUCGAAAAGUUAGAAAAAGAGUUGGAUGCUCUCCCCUUGGAGGUUAACAUAGAAGAUAUACAAGCCAUCAUAAAGGGGAACAUUUACAGUAUAUUUGUCCAAGUUAGAGAUAAACAAAAGAACAUACUGAACCAUUUUGACAAAACAUUGGACGAUUAUGUCGAGAUCGAUAUCAAACAGCUGAGGUGGCUGACAACCAUUAUGAAUAAAACGUCCAAUACGCUUAACGAUAUAGACAUUUGCAGAAUUUGGUUCGAACACAUUUUCAACUACAACAUUAUGGUGUUCAUUAAUUGUGAGAAGGAGUUUGUUAGCAAGAUAAAGAACUCGCAGAUUUUUGAAAAAAAUAAUAAGGCUCAUUUGAAUGGUAUUUUGAAGGACAUGUCUUCGUGGAGGGCCUUCCAGGAGUAUAAGGAGAAGCUGGCUCGCGAGGGCGCAGAGGGGGGGGGUGCCACCACGUCUGGGACCACUAUCUUGGGUGGUGCUGCUGGUGGUGCGGCUGCUACUGCUACUACCAUUGCGGGUGCCUCCGGCGGCAUUGCCAACGCGGCCGAGGGGGGCAGCCCCAAUCGUGGCACAAACGGAGCGAAAGUGGGCUCCUCCCCCAGUCGAGGCGCGAGCAAAGCUGCCAACGAUUGCAGCAAGAAUGGCAUUGGCCAUGGAGAGCCCAUCUGCAAAGAACCACCCGAAUGUGUAAAAUUGAUAGACGCACGAAAUGCGGAGAAGGAAAAGAAGAGCGCCAUGUUGGAGAUGCAGGGCAGGGAAGAAGCAUUUGAUGAAGCAGAAGAUAAGGCGUAUAACGAUGUUCACUUGAAAACGGCGGAUAGUCCAAAAAAUGUACCGCUCUACGAGGGGAACAUGGACUCUGUUUUUACUCCCCACUUUGCUAAGGACAGCGCUGUGAAGGAGGAACUAGCGGAAGGCGCAGGGGAAGGAGGUACCAAGGUCAAAUUAGUCAACAUAAAGAAUGAGCACGCAGAAGCAAAUUGCGACAGUGUGUCUCUGCACUUUUCGAAUAAUAGCACCAUCGAACAGAUAGACGGGGAGAAGAUGGGGGGCAGUGACUACAGCUGUGCGCAAAACAAUGGCUUGUUGAAAAAGGAGUGCCCCGGGGGGAAUGGCGGCGAGGAGGACGAGGGGAGGGCGGCAACAGUAGAGGUACCAGUAGAGGCACCGGUAGAAGCACCAGUAGAGGCAUCUGUAGAAGCACCAGUAGAGACCACCAGAGUAGCCGCCAACUCCCCAUGUGGAGCUAUCCUCCCCUUGACGGAGGCGCACGGAGAGAAAAAAACUAAGGGGCCCUCCCAAAACAAUGAAAGCUAUACGGACAUCGAACCGGAUGGCCCCAAGGCGAGCAAAGGGGCCAACCCCAAUGGUGGACAGAAGGAAGAGUACAAAUCGUUGGAAAAAUUUUUUAAAAAAUUUGUAGACAUUUCGUACGACAUUUUAAAUUACGUAAAAAUGUUUAUUAAGCAAAAGUGCUUUCUAAAAGAUAUGAUCUCAGCAGGAUUUGAAGCUCUCGUGGAAAAGCACAAUAAGCAUUUUAUGAAGUUCCCUCACAUGACAGUGUCUGAAAUAUUGACCAAUCUCUUUAACUUCAGGUACAAGACCAAUAUUAUUAUUUCUCCAGAUUAUGUAGAAGCCCUGGUAGAUUUCUAUCAGGAGAAAUACAAAAUGGACAUAUCAUAUGAUAAAGGGAAGAAUAAAAAAGUUUUUCUUUUUGACACCAACGAAAUGCAUAAGUUGAAUAAUGCCUAUUAUAGAAGUCGUAAUAGUGGUAAGGAGAGAGGCUUGGUUAAUGAGCAUGAGCAUUGUAAAGAGGAGCAUAAAGGCAAAUGGGGAGGAGGGAAAAGCGAGUUGGAGGAUAAAGGGAACUACAGAAAAGGGGGUGGAGUUGGUAGCAGUGGAAGUAUGGUCAGUAAUGACUUGGUGCUGGGCCAUUCUAAGGAGCGUUUUUUCCAAAAUGCAGCGAAUAAGAAGCAGGGAGUUGGAAAAAAUGACCACUUAAGUAUGAACAGUGCCAUGGAUAUGAGUAGUAAAGUAACCAACAACAACACCCCCAUGGGUGUUCCAACCUCAGGUGCAACAACGGAUGGGGGUAAUAAUAAAAUGUCUAGCAAGAAGAGAGCAAGUGAAUCGGUUAAACACAGUCUCACGAAGGAGACGAACUCUUUGACGAAAAAAAAACAGAACAAAAUGCAGUCCAAUGAUUUGUCCAAAAAAAGUUGGGACAAGAAGAAAAGCAACAAAAAUGAAAAGAAAAUGUGCUCUGCUACGCACAUAAUUAUUUGUUCCGAUAAUGAGGAGAGUCAGGGGGAGGAAGACUCCCCUAGUGGGCAACACCAGGUGAUGACAAAAAUGGCUAGCCAGAAAGAAAAAAACAAAGGAGAAUGUCGAAACAUCAGCAUGUUGAUAGAGAACAUAACGAAGAAGAAGUGCAGCGCGAACAGUAGCUCCGUGGGUAGCUUGACGAUCAACCAUAACGUUGGCAGGGACCAUCGCAGAGGCAUCUGCAACCGCAGCUAUGUUGGUCAGCACAAGGCCAACCUGCCGAACAUGCCGAGUAUGGUCAACGUGGUCAGCAUGGGCAGCAGCUCUCAGGGCCGCCCGAAAGGCCACCCGCACAGCUCCCUACCGAGCAACAAUAAGUUGCAAACCAUUCGCAACAUUUUUAGCAACUCCACCCCCAUGCACCACAACAACGUGAACAAUAACACCAGCAGUAGCAGCGGAAUUUACAACGCACAGAGGAAGAGAGGCACCGAAGAAAACCUUCUCAUUAUUUCAGACGAGCAGAAAAACCUAAAUUCAAACAACGUGCUCAACGAAAAAAUGAAACUGUAUAAGAAAAGGAAAAUGAAAAAUGACUAUCCAUGUGGAAAAAAAAACGCACAAACGAAUAUACUAAAGCUUAACAAAGUUAAUGAAAAAAUGAAGGGGAAAAUUUUACAUUCAAAUGAGAAGUGUGCAGUGUAUAAAUGUAUUAACAUCGAAACAAACAUCGCAUAA
Molecule: messenger RNA, 4542 nt
Organism: Plasmodium cynomolgi strain B
Lineage: Eukaryota; Apicomplexa; Aconoidasida; Haemosporida; Plasmodiidae
Exons: 2
Coding region: 1-4542 (1513 amino acids)
Source: RefSeq, a predicted model, not a curated record